This is a messenger RNA of Frankliniella occidentalis (western flower thrips), 1092 nucleotides long. RefSeq names its product zinc finger protein 543-like. Gene Ontology annotation, molecular function: RNA polymerase II transcription regulatory region sequence-specific DNA binding; DNA-binding transcription factor activity, RNA polymerase II-specific. Gene Ontology annotation, biological process: regulation of transcription by RNA polymerase II. Lineage: Eukaryota; Metazoa; Arthropoda; Insecta; Thysanoptera; Thripidae. The transcript has 4 exons. The record is from RefSeq and is a predicted model, not a curated record. The coding region runs from base 1 to 1092 and encodes 363 amino acids. Gene Ontology annotation, cellular component: nucleus.
AUGUGCAACGAUAAAGGAGGCGACGGUCUCGUUGCGGGAUCAUCCGAGACUCAAUUCGUUGCCACCGACGUUGGCACCCAGGAUCACAGCCAAUUCCCAUCAGAAUCACUUUCUCAGGUUCUUUCGAGCGUCCAGGAAAUUACAUUGGUGCCCGAUACCGACGAUGAGGAUGACACCGAUUUUGAAUUUCCUCCAAACAGAGAGACUAUCACCGGACCGCAAACACCUCCUCGACUCCGCCAGAACUCCGAGACUGGUGAAACAAGUGAGCACACAUAUUCAUCAGUGUCACUUCAGCCAGAUGAGUCAGAGGCAAUAUACAGCGAAAGAGAUUUGACUCCACAGAUAUCCCUUCGACAAGGCCAGAGUCGUCCUGUCACUCUCCCAAACGCACCUAGCGUACCUCACACUACUCCGUCUCAAGCUGUUGACAACAAACCCUCUGAAGCUGUUGAGGGCAAUACUUCUCAAGCUGUUCAGAACAGUCUUUCUCAAGAUGUUAGGAAAAACCAUUCUGAACAGUCUGAUGAUGCAUCUGGAGAGUCUGCACCCAGUCAGCCACCCAAAAAGGUCAACGUUGCCCGUUUUGAAUGUGAGGCCUGCGAUAAACAGUACGCGAGUAAAAAUGGUCUGCGGGCGCAUAUACAGGCAAUUCACGACAAGAAACAGUUCAAGUACGAUGAGUGCGGAAAACGAUUCUCACGAAGAUCCUCUCUGCAUACACACAUGCACGUACACAAAGGCAGGGAGUUAAAGUGUGCUAAAUGUGGGCAGGAAUUCAAGCGCAACGCUAACCUGGUUGAGCACUUUUUCUUGAAGCACGAGAAGAAAUCAGAUUAUGAAUGUCAAUCUUGUGGGAAACUGUUCUAUAGGGCUUUCCACCUGGAAAGGCAUAAACCCAAUUUAGAAUUUGUAAACACUGAAACAAGGAGGAGGGUUAAUCCAAGGAGUGAUAAGGAAGAGGAAAUGGUACCACAGAUAGUGGUAGAUGGACCCACAGAGGAGACAUCCAGAGAGACAGAGGGGGCAGCUCGAGCAGACACAGCAGAGGACUAUCUAAAGUACCACAAAUUGCUGCUGGAGGCCACCUAA